Messenger RNA from Oryza sativa Japonica Group (Japanese rice), 3096 nucleotides. The record is from RefSeq and is a predicted model, not a curated record. Lineage: Eukaryota; Viridiplantae; Streptophyta; Magnoliopsida; Poales; Poaceae.
UCUUCCUCCGCCAUCCAUCCCCUCUCCUCCUGUGAUCCCCGCCUCCGAUGCCUCGGCGGCUGUUUGCUCUCCCAUCUGUGCUAAAGCGUACUAUGAUCCGUGUGUUGUUGGGUGGAUCUGCGGAGAGGGUUUUGUGGGGUGGUGGUUUGUUGCUCCUGCUAUCUCCCUUUGGGUCGUAGCAGGUUUUUUUUGGUCCAUGUUUUCUCAUCGUUCGGUUCUUUUCGAUUCCGCCCGCAAUGUGGGUUCCUGGCGAUUUUGGGGGCGGUUCUUGGGCGUGCGGUUUUGGUUCUUGGGCGGUCUCCUUUGGGGAUUAUGGGACGUGAUAUUUCUGGUAAUCAAGCAAAUGGCGUUGUUUGAUGACGACGACGACGAGUUCCCGCAGUUGAAGGACGUAGACCAAUAUGCUUGUAAGGAUAGCCAUGAAGACCUUGUUUGUUUCAGCAUCCUGCCGUUUUGGUUUGAUGAAGAACAUCGACUGCUGGGUUCUGAAAAGGGUGUAUACAUUCGUGGAAUUGACUGUGAAGGCCGUCAGCCUGUGUAUAAGCGUAUCGAAGCUUGGAGGGUGGAACUUGACUGUGAGAAACCUAUGAUCUCAGUGCUUUCAAGUGAGGGCAAUUGGAUAAGACUGUUAAAUCCACAUCCAGGCUAUGCAGAAGAUAUUGCCCGGUCAGUAUUGAUCACUAUACAAAUGAUCCACUUUGUUAGAAAGCAUCCUGCUAAAGAUGAGAGAACUCUUUCGAAACACCUCUGCGAAGUUUUCAGGAAAUUUUUUACUAAACCACCUGAGGUUGAUGACUUGCGGAAGAGUUAUUCCCUUAUCAAAUAUUUCAUGAAAAUGGAUCAAACUCUAGUGAAGUCAAAGAUUCUGAGAAGACCUCUCGAGGAUACUUGGAUCAUCAUUGAGACUGAAUUGAGGAAAGCCAGCCCGAAUGAAUCAUUCAUUGUGAGCAAUGAGUCAUCUACAAACUGUGAUGACUACACUGAAGAUGGCAGCAGUGGCAGUAGUGAUGAUAAUGGUGAUAAUUAUACUGAUGGUAAUGCCAGUGAUGAUGGUACUGAGGCAGUGUGCGCAAUAUGCGAUCAAGGAGGAAUUCUACUUGGCUGUAAAGGUGAAUGCAAGAGGUCUUUCCAUCCCAAGCUAGAAGAUGGCACAAAAUCUUUUUGCAAAACUCUUGGUUACACUUCUCGUGAAGUAGAGGAAAUACCUAUUUUUAUUUGCUCGAACUGCCAACAUAAGCAACACCAGUGUUUCAAAUGUGGACAGCUUGAUUCUUCGCAUGAGACAAAUCCAAAGGUAUUCCAGUGUUGUAAUGCAUCUUGUGGGCGCUUCUACCAUCCCAAGUGUGUGGCAGGAUUACUUGAGCCUGAUGGAGCUUGUGGAUUGGAGAAACGUAUUGCAGAUGGAAUGACAUUUACAUGUCCGGUGCAUUGGUGCUUUGAAUGUAAACAAAUCGAGGACAGGUCCCAAACACAACUGUGGCUUGCAGUCUGUAGACGUUGUGUAAGGUCAUAUCACAAAAAAUGUUUGCCAAGGGAAAUUUCUUUUAAAAAGAAGGAUGUCACAGCACGUGUUUGGGAGGUUCCCAAAGGAGAUCCUAAAAUAUUCAUCUACUGCCUGGACCAUGACAUUGAUGCUACUUUUAGAACACCUUGUAGGGAUCAUAUAAAGUUCCCUUCAGCCCCACAAAUUGAGAGAGUAAAAGAUCUUGCUAGGAAAAAGGUUAAAGUUACUGAUAUAAGGAACACCGAUGAGGUUUCACCAGAAUCUGCUGAGCUGUCAACAAAACCAAGUAGGGAAGAAGGUGAUCAAAGUCAAGAAGUACCUAUAAGUAGGGAAGAAGGUUAGUAAGUAUUGCUGGAAAGGGAGGAUCCCUAGGGACAUAUGAAGAUAUUGUUAUUCAGGCAAAUACCAAGAGCCAAGAGUCUUAUGAGGAUCAAUUUAACGUCUCUAAAAAGCCAACACACAUCUCAAGUCAAGCUGGCACUUGCAUUGCAUCUUGUCAAACUAGAAUGAAUAAUAAGGAACACAAGAGUAGGCGUAACAAGGAGGACAUCCCUGAGAUGAGGAGUGAGAAGGUGGCUACCCCAAAAGUUAGUAUAAAAAGGAAAAGAAAGUGUGAAUUUGAAUUCUUGGAUGACGAAGUUGCUACUACCAAGUAUUUGAUGAAUGAGUUCCUUGCCCGUAGCGUUGAAAUAUAUUUCGAGCUCGCUUCGCAACUUGAGGAACUGAAGCAAGAACAAGAUAGCUUGAUUUCUACUCGAGUGCCCUCUCUGGAGAUGGGCAUGGCCUUCCAAAGGGCGGAAAAAUUACCAAGUCUUAUUGUGGAAAAGGAAACUAAAAUGGCAAUUGAAUCCAAUGUUUUCAAACAAAUGGAACAAAAUAGGGAGCUUUCUAGUCCACACAAAAGGCCAAAAGGUGGUGUUUAUUUAUCAGACGAACAAAUCAAGCUGGUGGAGUAUGAAUCCACACUUGAACUCAUUCAAAGUAAGAUUCGUGAAGUGAAAAGGCUCAAAACAGAGGUUAUCGAUUUUGUGGAGAUUGAGGAGUUGAGCAGCUUCCAUCGAAAGGCCACGGCGGAAGUAUUGAUAACAAAGAUGCAAAGUGACAUGUCCCUUGUGUGGGGCAAACUUAGCCAACACCUAGAUGGUUUGGAUGAAGAGGCAAUGCUUGAUCGUGAGAUGCACUCCUUGGUACAGAAAUGCUAUUUUGUUGCCGACCAUGCUAAUGAACUCGUUCCGUGCUUGCCUGAAACAAGUACAUAAGAAGGUAGCGUUGAACAUCUACAACGGUUGGGAUCUGAUGGGUUUACCUGGAGAUCGAGCCUAACAUGUCAUGGACAUGUAGAUCGUGGUGGAUUCGGUUAAAGACAAUGGGACUAGAAAAGUGUAAUUUUGCCUAUUACCUCUUAGAUUGCCUAGCACUUUUCUUAACUAUGGAAAUGUUUUAUUGUUAUGAACCCGUCCUUAUGAUAUGCCUCCUAAUAUAGGAUAUGCGGAUACAUAUCCGUAUCAGAUGCAUAGUCGGAUAUAUGUAUCGGAUACAACCUGACACGUAUCCAGGACAUUUGUGCGAUAUGCCCCGGGUACUUUUUUUAA